GGGCCGCGGCCGCUCCUGGGCCGUCCGGGCGCGCUACGCGUAGUGUCGUGGCGUGCGCCUCCCACGGUGCGCCUGGCCGCCGAUGCCCAGGCUGCACGACCACGUCUGGAGCUACCCAAGCGCCGGCGCUGCGAGGCCGUACAGCAUCCCGCGAGGCAUGAUUGCGGCGGCCGGCUGUCCGCAGGGCCUCGGAGCCCCCGAGCCGGUGCCCCGGGGCCAGCGAGCGGGAACGACGGGAUGCAGUGCGCGGCCAGGCAGCUGGCAUCACGACUUGGUGCAGCGGAGCCUCGUGCUCUUUUCGUUCGGCGUGGUCCUGGCUCUGGUGCUCAACCUGCUGCAGAUCCAGCGGAAUGUCACGCUCUUCCCCGACGAGGUGAUCGCCACCAUCUUCUCCUCCGCCUGGUGGGUGCCCCCGUGCUGUGGUACAGCCGCCGCUGUUGUCGGCUUACUGUACCCCUGCAUUGACAGUCAUCUGGGAGAACCACACAAGUUCAAGAGAGAGUGGGCCAGCGUCAUGCGCUGUAUCGCGGUGUUCGUUGGCAUCAACCACGCCAGUGCCAAACUGGAUUUUGCCAAUAACGUCCAACUGUCUUUGACUUUAGCAGCCCUUUCUUUGGGCCUGUGGUGGACGUUUGAUCGCUCUCGAAGCGGCCUUGGGCUUGGGAUCACCAUCGCCUUCCUAGCUACACUGAUCACUCAGUUUCUUGUGUAUAAUGGUGUCUACCAGUACACAUCUCCAGAUUUCCUCUAUAUUCGUUCUUGGCUCCCAUGUAUAUUUUUCUCAGGAGGCGUCACAGUGGGAAACAUAGGACGACAGUUAGCUAUGGGUGUUCCGGAAAAGCCUCACAGUGACUGAGCUUUAGCACGCGGUUCAGAGCGGAAGCAGGAUGCGGAGACACUGGUCCUGGGUGUGAUGAAGACGAUCUUUUCCUUGAUGCUCCAUUUAGACUGGGCUGACGAUAAGUGACUCCUGAGGAAGUGUUCCUUUAGUCUAGACUAGCAGAUGGAGGCAAGGACUACUUACCGAAGAGUCUGACUUGCUCACCACCCUCACACCUGUCUGCACCUGGAACAUUCCAUCCUAGGCUGUAUGUGAGUGUGGGGUAGGGGGCCAGUUUCCUGAGUAUUAGAUUUCAUUCAUCAUUCAAAGCAAAAUGCCAUAUUUCAAAGCCUUGAAUCAAAAUGAAUUACAAACUAGCAGUUUUGUGUCAGUGCCCAAAGGUUGACGGUGCUUAACAGAUAAGGUGUCUGCAGUAAGAACAUUUACCCAGCAUUGAACUGGAGGGUUUUGUAAAGAGCAGCAGGGAGUAGUAGUUCCCUGUAGUUCCCAGUGCAGCCACGUCUCCAGGUCACGCUCAGGCAGGCACUCACAUGGAGGUCUCAGCAGUGUGAGAACUAUGCUUUUUCACUGCCAGGAGGUUUGUAGACAAUCGUACUGAAAGCCAAGAGCAGCACAAAGUCAGGAUCCUGCACUGUGAUGCUGGACUUUUCACCUCAGUUUAAAUGAAGUUUUAUCCAAGAUCUGAACCAUCUAAGAGUGAGUAGCUGUCUGCGCUGUUGCAGUCAUAAUGAGCUGAAAUUGUGUCUCUGUCACUCCAGAGUGGAGAGGACAUUUCCACAGCCCUAUGGAGCUUGCAAUCUGUGAUUGCCUUGUAAAAGGUUGAGUGUGCACGUCGCUGCGUUGAGCACUCUGUCCUGUGUGCGUAAGAUGGCAUAGAACGCAUGGGACCUAACGUGCAAGUAUUGGGUCUUUGACUUCAAGUGCAAUGUGUAUGAAAACCAAUCUGAGCCUUGUAUUCUCUUCAAUAUUUAUUUUAUUUUAUUUUUUACCGCGUGAGCUGUUCCAGAGAAGGGUUCUCGGGUCAUUUAAGAGCUGCGUGAAGGCAAGAUCAGCAAUACCGGUGUCAGCUGUGACUCCAUUGGUCACACCCUCCACUGCGCCGUAGUCCUCUGACAUACUCCAGUUUUGUGCAUUUAGUAAUUUUUACUUAUAAAUUUACCCUUUUUUAAAAUUCUGGAAUGUAAGUGUUUUUGGUUUGUUUUAAAUUCUGUGGAACUGACUCGAUGAAGCAGUAGUUAGUUGGUCCCGGCAGAGUGGAAGCUCGGGGCCUGUGGACAACUGGGUUUGGGUUCACUCGGCGGUUCCUCAUUGGGGUUUCUUAUUUUGUUUUGAGGAAGAUGUUGGAAUAAACCUUGGUUUUCUGAAACUACUUUGGCUAAAAGAAAAUGGGUUGCUCUGGACGUUGGAACAAUCCUUAAAAUUUCCUGGAAAUGAAAGCAAAUGACUGGUCCUUUGAAGGCAUUCUUUAGCUAACACUAAGAUUCAGUGUCUUACAGAAACCACAAGUGGCCAGACGUAAAGCAA
Molecule: messenger RNA, 2365 nt
Organism: Acomys russatus (golden spiny mouse)
Lineage: Eukaryota; Metazoa; Chordata; Mammalia; Rodentia; Muridae
Gene: Insig1
Product: insulin induced gene 1
Exons: 5
Coding region: 83-856 (257 amino acids)
Biological process (GO): cholesterol biosynthetic process; SREBP-SCAP complex retention in endoplasmic reticulum; cellular response to insulin stimulus
Cellular component (GO): SREBP-SCAP-Insig complex; endoplasmic reticulum
Source: RefSeq, a predicted model, not a curated record